GCGAACAUGGCUGCGGCAGUCAGGAUGAGGACGUGGAGCUGUCCGAGCAGGGGAGUUUUCAAUCCGUGGGGAGUCCUUUUUAUAGUUUUACUCAAUACUAUAAAUGCGGUUGUCGCAGCUCCAGAGGCGGGACUAUGGAAAAUCACAGUAGUAAAUACCUCAAGACCACUGCUCUUAAAGAAAUCCAUGUAUAAAGACACUGACAUAGAAUUGAAAGUUGUGUAUUUUGGCUGUCCUGAGGAGGUGACCUUCACCAUUCACUGGUAUCUAAAAUACUACCCCUGUCACAAUGAUUUCAACAAUAUUGACGAAAUGUAUGAGAGAACACCCCUGAGUCGUGGGGAGGGCCUGGAUCCAUAUCCCCUUGGACAAGGAGAGUACAUUGAACACAAACACAGUCCCAUACAAUGCAACAGUGGACUGCGCUCUUUUCCAAUGCUCAAAAAAACGAAGGCAGAGCCACGGCCAGUCUUCCCCCCUGUGGAGGGCAAAGUGCCAGAUGAAAAUGACACCAGAUGGAUUACUGAGGAGUAUGACAGGAGCAGCGCCAUGAAGAACAGCAGUUUAAAUAUCAGAGACAACAUCAUAGCCACAACAUGGAAAGAUGGGCCUUACCUGCUGGUUGUUAAAAUUGUGUCCAAUAAACAGGAUGCCAAUUGGAACUUAACAGUUAAUGUGGUGAUGAAAGGCAGCCAUGGCUACAUUUCUAUCACAGAGUGGCCUCUCAUGAUUUUCUACAUGGUGAUGUGCAUAAUGUACAUCCUGUACGCCCUGCUGUGGUUUGUGUGGGCAGCGUGCUACUGGAAGGAUCUGCUGCGGAUCCAGUUCUGGAUAGCGGGGGUCAUAUUCCUCGGGAUGGUGGAAAAGGCUGUCUUCUGCGCUGAAUAUGAAAACACUAAUGCCGGCGGUUCAGCUUCUUCAGGCUUGUUGAUCUUUGCCGAGCUGGUCUCUGCCCUCAAGAGGACUUUGGCUCGAUUGCUCGUCAUCAUUGUCAGUCUUGGAUAUGGCAUUGUAAAGCCUCGACUGGGGACAGUGAUGCACAGAGUUGUGGGGCUCGGUAUCCUCUACUUUGCCUUUGCCAGCAUCGAAGGUGUCCUGAGGAUUACUGGAGCAAAAGACUCUGACUUGGCCCUGCUGGCCAACAUUCCCCUGGCUCUGCUUGACUCCUCUCUAUGCUGGUGGAUCUUUGUCAGUCUUGCACAAACCAUCAAGACUCUGAAGCUGAGAAGAAACCCAGUGAAGUUGUCUCUCUACAGGCACUUCACAAACACACUAAUAUUUGCUGUGAUUGCUUCCAUCAUUUUCAUGGGAUGGACCGCAAAAAAAUUUCGGCUAGCAGAUUGCCAGUCUGACUGGAUCGAGCUGUGGGUGGAAGAUGCUUUCUGGAGGUUCUUGUUCUCCAUCAUUCUGCUUGUCAUUAUGUUUUUAUGGAGACCAUCUGCAAACAACCAAAGGUACGCUUUCACACCUCUCAUUGAUGACUCUGACGAUGAGGAGACCGAGGAGUUCAUCGCCUCUGCAAACGCAAACCUUGCUGAUGGCAUUAAGUUGAGAGCUAAAAGUGAGACAAAUGGCACAGUGAGGCCUGAAACAAACCCAGAUGAAGACUUGAAGUGGGUGGAGGAUAACAUUCCCAGCUCUCUUACUGAUGUAGCUCUGCCAGUCCUGCUCGACUCAGAUGAGGAGAUCAUGACGACGAAGUACGAGAUGUCAAAGCUGGAGUGAGGCGAAACAAUUCCAGCCUUCACAUGACAUGGAGGGAGAACAUUGCAGCUGUCCCUGACUCUGCAGCAGGGUUUUCUCCAGGAUUUCCAGUUGGGUGGUGGUGGUGGUGGAGUGCCAUUUAGCUUUUAAGGGGAUCCUCCCCUGCUACUUCACAGGGUGGUGCAGGCCACAGUAGGAGGGCCUCCGCUUAUUUCUUCAACUUCUCAAGAACAGAGAGCGUCACCAGAGGAAGACUGUCUUUUCAUGGACCAGCUGGUUCGUGGUUUCCCUGCAAUGAUUAGUUUUGAGCCUUUCUUUCCAAAGAGAAUGUUUCACUUUAUAUCAAGUGUUGUAUUUAUUUCCGUUAUGUCGAUGUGACUUUAUUUUAUCAGAGCAUUAAGAAUAGCGGGCCUCAUGCAUUAACAUACUUUCAAAAAUACAUCGUGUCUUUUUCAGAGUAUCUACAAAUUAUUGGUUGGUUGUGAUAAGCUAAGAUUCUUAUUUAUGAUGGGUAAAAAUAAUUGAAAGCCUUUUUUUUUUUGCACCAGUAAUUAGUACUAAGAAUGAUUUGUCUAAGCUAUUUUUGAAGCCAGAAGAUAAAUGACAAAUAAAUGACUUUUUAAUUUAUCAGUUUCAAACAGGAUCUUUCUUUAAAUGCAAAUAUAUACUUGUUAAAUUUGUGAAAGUUGAGGAAUUCAGUCAACGGUCUGUACUCUUCAUGUGACUGGGAGUGUCGGAAGCACACUUGUUUGUUGCCAGCGUUUAAAAUCUGAGACAAGAAAAUACUGAAAAUUCAAAUACUGCAAUUUUGAAUCGAACCUUUGCUGUGAUGCACUUUGAAGAUCGAAACUGUGCCUGCAUGUAGUUCUUGUAUGAGGCCUCAUCUGAUCAGGAACCUGAGAAUAAUGUGUAAAAGUGUUGUUCAUGUCUCAGAUUGAAACUACCCAGCAUCCUCAGUAUUGUUGUGUGAAUGUUUGUGAGAGGGGCGAAGCACAAACACAUGAUUUGUACAGUUUGAAUUGAAAUGUUACUGGGUUCAGUAGUGUAGAAUUGGGGAUCGCCGUCAUGUUUUGAAUCUACUGUAUGUUUGUGGGUGGCCAGGUUUUGUGUCUGCCGAAAUAAGGAGCAACAUACUGUGUGUAUGUUGAUAUGGAGUUAAAUAAUUUCCUUAUUUAUUUGUGUUUCAAGUGUACUUAUAAGUUGUUUAAGUGUGUGUUCACCCAUGUUUACUCUGUGUGUUUACAAUGUGUGCUUCCAUUUUAUCGAUGACUAGGAUCCCAAACUAUCUCAUGAUGUAUUAGGCAAACAGCAAACUGCAGCUCGUUCCAUAUUUCUUUUGCAGUGUUUGCUUUUGUUGCCGAUACAGUCCUUGCGUUAGUUUCACAGACACCUUAAUAACAUGUUCUUUUUUAAAUAAGUCUUAACAUGUUUAUUUUUGUAUAGUUAUUUUUGAAAAUGGCUGCCAUGGUGUUUUUGUCAGUUUUGGAGUUGGAACACUGUCGUCGUCAUCUUCAUGUUUGUCGUCUUGAGUAAAAGUGAAAGCAGGACUUGUAAUCUUGUCUGUCUGGGCGGCUAAAUGAGUUAUGUCGGUAGCACAAGCACAAGCACAAGCUGAUCUUCUGAAUGGGUUUUUAAUGUGACUGCUUUCUGGUUUUUUUUUUUGGUUUUUUUUGUGGUUGGAAACGUGGAAUAAUUGUGCUCAUGAUGGCAACCUGUCCUGUUAUAUAAAACUGCAGACACCUGCAGUCGACCUUGAUUAUUUGUACAGAUGGGUUAUGGCUCAUUCCUUUUAUUUUUUAAUUCCACAGGUGGAGAGGUGUCUGGAUAAUAUGACUCUACUUUUUUGUUUCCCUGGGUUUCAUGAAGAACUUAAACUUUUCACACCAGCAGUUUUCUUCUCUCUCAUCUCAGAUUAAAUAUGAAUAGGAUACAGGAGACUGUUUUUUUUCCUGAUUUGUUAUUUUCAGUAUUAAUUUGGCAAUAAAAAAUACCUAUUUUA
This is a messenger RNA of Toxotes jaculatrix (banded archerfish), 3703 nucleotides long. RefSeq names its product transmembrane protein 87B (gene tmem87b). Lineage: Eukaryota; Metazoa; Chordata; Actinopteri; Toxotidae. Gene Ontology annotation, cellular component: Golgi apparatus; membrane. The transcript is spliced from 19 exons. Gene Ontology annotation, biological process: retrograde transport, endosome to Golgi. The record is from RefSeq and is a predicted model, not a curated record. The coding region runs from base 7 to 1725 and encodes 572 amino acids.